AUGUUCUUCCUGGGGGCAGGGGGUGUUUCUGGUCAGCACCUGAUCCGGGAAAGUUGCAGGUCUGACCUGACUCCUCAUGUAAAUAUUUUUGUCCUCCUAGGGAUCCCUGGCAAGAAGGAAGUGCAUGUUUUCAAUAUGACCUCCCUCACCAAGUCAGAAAACAUCCUGUCGGCUUUGCUGCAUUACCACGUUGGAGAGCUCCAGAACAGUAGCACAGAUUGUCCGCAGCUUAAGGGCUGUUCGCAGCACGGGCACAGCAAACCUGACGUGCAAAUUAACCUCUCGCUCUUGAGUUUCCCUUCCUCGGGAAACCACACUCGGACCCUGGGAGAUUAUUCAAUCAACAUCUCCACUGCUUCUUGGGAUGCCCGUUCUUGGCGGUGGAAGAACAUUACUCAUGUCUUGAGUAAGGCUAAGCAAGACAAUGACCUGCUUAUUGGAGUCAAAAUGGCCUUGGUGGGCCACCUUUCCUGGAAGACCACGCAUCCCAGCUACGAACCAUACAUCCUUGUUUACGCGAACGACUCUGCCAUUUCGGAACCCGAGAGUGUUGUUUCUAGCCUGCAAGGGCACCGUAGUCCCCUCCCCGGGAGUUUUCCAAAAUUAGACAUCCAUUCGAAAAACAGCCUGGGUGACCGGCGGCAAAAACGCUCCGCCAGUGUCCUGCUGCCUUUGCAGAACAACGAGCUUCCUGGUGCUGAGUAUCAAUACAAUGAGGACGAAGGAUGGGAGGAGAGGAAACACUACAAAACGCUCCAGCCGCGACUGGCAGCGAGGACAAAGAACAAGAAAAAGCAGAGGAAAAACAACCAUCCCAAAAGCCAGACGCUCCAGUUUGAUGAGCAGACCCUUAAAAAAGCAAGGAAGAAGCAGUGGAAUGAGCCCAGAUACUGUGCCCGCCGGUACCUCAAAGUGGAUUUUGCCGAUAUUGGUUGGAGUGAAUGGAUUAUUUCCCCCAAAUCUUUUGACGCCUAUUAUUGCUCGGGCGAGUGCCAAUUCCCUAUUCCAAAGGCCCUGAAGCCGUCAAACCAUGCCACCAUUCAGAGCAUAGUGCGAGCUGUCGGCGUUGUCUCGGGGAUUCCUGAGCCUUGCUGUGUCCCAGACAAGAUGUCAUCCCUCAGUAUCUUAUUCUUUGAUGAAAAUAAGAAUGUGGUACUCAAAGUCUACCCAAACAUGACAGUGGAAUCCUGCGCCUGCAGAUAACACUUCCCUUCC
This is a messenger RNA of Varanus komodoensis (Komodo dragon), 1215 nucleotides long. RefSeq names its product bone morphogenetic protein 3 (gene BMP3). The transcript has 3 exons. NCBI's taxonomy places the organism in Eukaryota, Metazoa, Chordata, Lepidosauria, Squamata, Varanidae. Gene Ontology annotation, molecular function: growth factor activity; cytokine activity. Gene Ontology annotation, biological process: BMP signaling pathway; SMAD protein signal transduction. Bases 1 to 1203 code for a protein of 400 amino acids. The record is from RefSeq and is a predicted model, not a curated record. Gene Ontology annotation, cellular component: extracellular region.